GGCUCGCGAGAUCAGAACUCAAACGUAUAUAAGCGGCCCAUCGGGCCUUUCGCGGCCUUGGCGAUAUACGCGCGAUGAGGUCGAAAACAAAUAUGGCUAAUGAAACGGGAACAUUAGCAGCUGCAGCUCUUCCGGAUAACCAAGAUACAGAAGUAUCUGGCCCACAUUUAUCGAAGCACUCAAGGAAGAAAGCUUCAAAUUCGGCAAGAGAUGCCGGCCGGUCAUCUUCUGUGGCUAUGCAGAGCGGUCCUUCCCCAGCUUGUAUGAAGGCUGAGAGUCAGACGAAGUUACCCAAACCUAAAAUUAACCUCCGUGCCCUCUUUGAUUACCACUUCACACGAAAGCAGCACCGCUUCCGCAAAAGAUGGAACCCUACAGAGUGGAAACCAAGCACAUCUCGCAGGUAUAUCAGAAAAUGGCCGGGUAGGCACAGAAUUCCAGAAGAUGAACAAAGGAGGGGAAUGAAAGAGAGAGGAAUUGUAUUUCCUUUCGUGGAGAAAUAUUACGGCAGGAAGCAUCUCCCUUUAAAAACGGUGCAAGAAUAUGAGCAUGCAGCUCUGAAGGGGUUUUUCAAAUACAUUGAAAUGUUGAAAUAUGAAGAUCAUUUGAAGAAGUCCUUGACGCGGUUGAAUGCUGUGGGCGAUCUUGAAACUGAAUGUCUGGAAUCACGGAGGCACAAAUACCUGGAUGACGAUGGGCCCAUUUCUCCCAUUGCAGAGACCAGCAACGAGGAUUCUGGUAAUGAAGACAUUGGUGCCAAAAUAGUGGACAACAGCUGUUUCAUAUUGAGCAGCAAAAUUCCCAAGAAAAAGAAGAAAUUGAACUCGAGGAGAAAAUGAGCGGCAACAUUUGUUAGUAUUCAGGGCAUUUAGGUGGAAUGCCUAGAAGGCAUGCAAAUAAAAGUUUUAACGUUCUGAAGAUCCAAACUACCUUAAAUAAAGUCUCUUAAAAGCAAGCAAAAUACAGGACAGCAAAACCACUGAAUGUCCUCCAUGAUGUGCAUGUAUUUCAAAUGAAGGUUCAAGAAUGACUGGAUGAGGCAAAAAAAUGAGUUCAGGCGAACCGGUAGCAGUAAUUUGGCCGGGGUUGCCGAACCAGUAGCGACAGCUGACUGACCACGCCAGAAACUGAAAAGGGUUUUUAAAAAAUGUUCUGAACUCUGAUCAGAACAGAGACGUCGCCUAACUAUUUCCAACAUAAGCAGUCUGACGACCAUUAGUGGGAUUGGUCUACUUGUAUAAGAAUGGGACCCUAUUCCCUCUGUCAGACAGCACACAAUCACACAGCCGAUGAUGCAAGAGUCAAGAUUAAGAAAAGUGCAAGUGAGGAGGGCGGCAAUGAAAGAAUGAUGUGGAAACAUCUUAAAGUCAAAGACAAAUACCCCUUUUAUGUCAUUCAUUAGGGCAAAGAAUUCAAUGAUUUGGCCACUCAAACCCAGUCACAUAACUGCCAAGCCAACCCCCGCCCAGUCACAUGACCGCCAAGCCACGCCCGCCCAGUCACAUGAUCAACAAGCCACGCCCACAGAACAGGUACUAAAAACUUGAAACCCACCACUGCUUUCAGAUGUAUUCUCUUCAUCAAUUCCUCUGUUGUGACUCCGGCCUUCGAGCCUGUUCCCAUGGAGAAGAGUGACUCGGAAAGUGAGGGAGAGGAGCCAGCAAGGCCUCCCUCGCCAGGACCCUCCUCGCUGGCACCGCCCCAAGUUCCAGAUGCAGGCCAGGAGGAGGAGCUGACAAGGUCUCCCUCUCCCGCCCCCUCCUCCCUGGCAACACCUCAAGUCCCAGCUGCUGACGAUCAAUCCUGGGUGGAUCUGAGGCAGCGACGCAAAGGAUCUUGGACACGAGAUAACAGACUCAAAACUUGGCAGGAUUUUGCACGGUCACUGCCAAGUAUUUCCUCAGCUGAAGAAAAUCAGCACAACUCCACAACAGCCACCCGUCUACCGCAGAACACAACAGCCUACUGAAAGGCCUAAACUAUCACCCAGGGGAAUGCCAAUCAACUAGAAUUCUUUGCCAGUCUUAAAAGGAGCAUUUAAAACCCCAGGAGUUCCAAGAGACCUUCAAGUUUCAUCGCGCAGGGCUAGCUUAAUGUAGUUGUAAUGGGGGUUUUAUUUUAGUCUGUUUUGGCCUGAUCGAAUUAGCUUCUUAAAAUGUUUCUUAAUUUUUGUGAUAUUUGUUUUUAUUUGGCUGUCAACAACCCUGAGUCUUUCGGGAGAAGGGCGGUAUAGAAAUUAAAUAAAUAAAUAAGGAAGGAAGCAUCCGACAAGAAGAAGACAAGUACAGAACCAACUCGGAGCAGAAGACAGAGCAGGCCUCAAAAACCUAAAAGGGGUACCCAAUCACCAACAUCCUUCCAAAAGAUAAAGGUUAUCAUGGAUACCUUAGAAUAUAUACAAAAAGCAAAAGAAUUAGUAGAAGAGAUGAAUCCUACUAGAUUAGAUGAAUCCCACAGAAAAAUGAAUCCUCUGGAUCGAAAGAAAGCUCAGCGACCUCACCAAGAAAGAGCAAAUCACCAAAGAAGACCAGGGAAUCCCGAUAUACAACAUGGCUAAAGGGUUGACUUGGAUACCUCACAGCGGGAAGCAAAUACUCCCAUCAACUCCGUACAGUGCCUCCAAGUAAUCCAAGACAUGAGCUAGGCGAAGACAAAAGCAUCUUCACUUGAUGUCACAGCUCUUUUUACAUCCAUAGAUCCGAAAUUAGCCCAAAGAAUCUGUGACGGCACUGGGGUCUGUAAAAACCCCCCACAAAUCUUGCAUUUUCUUGCUUUGCUUCGUCACUGACCAUGUGUACCAGCUUAUGGAAGAAACUCUUGGAAAACAAAGGUUGGAAAACCAGUUUUGGGGGAAGAUAAAAG
Molecule: messenger RNA, 2862 nt
Organism: Ahaetulla prasina
Lineage: Eukaryota; Metazoa; Chordata; Lepidosauria; Squamata; Colubridae
Gene: TAF1D
Product: TATA-box binding protein associated factor, RNA polymerase I subunit D
Exons: 11
Coding region: 75-839 (254 amino acids)
Biological process (GO): regulation of DNA-templated transcription
Cellular component (GO): RNA polymerase transcription factor SL1 complex; nucleus; nucleoplasm
Source: RefSeq, a predicted model, not a curated record